AUGUAUGAGCUGGUGCGAACGUCCUGCCGUUGUUCAGUUCCAGGCGGCAGCGGCGCACCUGAUCCGCCGUCGCCGCCGGGUGGUUAUCCGUCCAGUCAUCGUCAGUCGCACAGUUCCGUUCAGAAAGAGGGGGCGGACGAGCGAGUGAACGAACACCCGCCUGUGGUCAACUGGACGCAGAGCGACGGCAACACAUACAAGGUCAUUGGCUUCGCGAUCAGACAGUACCUCUUGGUUGACCUGAGCCACUCUCACCGCAUACCUAGCUUCUAA
Messenger RNA from Soboliphyme baturini, 273 nucleotides. Lineage: Eukaryota; Metazoa; Nematoda; Enoplea; Dioctophymatida; Soboliphymatidae. The record is from the annotation of a GenBank genome assembly.